Molecule: messenger RNA, 1196 nt
Organism: Manihot esculenta (cassava)
Lineage: Eukaryota; Viridiplantae; Streptophyta; Magnoliopsida; Malpighiales; Euphorbiaceae
Exons: 2
Coding region: 197-1006 (269 amino acids)
Source: RefSeq, a predicted model, not a curated record
AAAUAAAAAAUUAUUUCCUCUCUGUAAGCAAAUGCAUAUUUAUCUAUCAGAAAUCAACAAAUCGUCGCCGCAUUAAUGUUUCCUUGUGCUCUGUAAACCAAUCAUCGGAGAACCCAUCUUCCAAAUUCCAAUAUUUGCUUUUCACAGUUUCCAAUUUCAAAUCUCACAACUAGAGGAAGAGACUCUGUUCGCCAUCAUGUCUAUAGCUCUAGAAAGUAGUAGAGGGGUGAGUGAGAUCCAACCUUCUGGAUAUGUCCGCGGAGGGAUAGCGUGCGUCCCCACUCCCGCGAUCUUUGGGUCGCCGGCGGUGAGGAGAAUGGUAGAUAAGGAGGAAGAGGACAAGGGGAGGCCGGAGAUUAAUCAAUGUAGUUCAUCGGCUUCCUCGACUACAUCGUCCAUCGGAAAGAAUAGCGAUCUAUCGGGGAGAGAUUCAUCGGAUGGAGAAAAUUCUGAGGAAAAUGAGGUUCAAAGCGCGUAUAAGGGAACGCUUGAUUCCAUGGAUGCCUUGGAGGAGGCUUUGCCCAUGAGGAGAGGCAUAUCAGUGUUUUACAAUGGCAAAUCAAAGUCCUUCACAAGUCUUGCUGAUGCAUCAUAUUCUUCCUGUAUUAAAGAUAUAGCAAAACCAGAUAAUGCAUACUCGAGGAGACGCAGAAAUUUACUUGCCCUCAGUCAUGUGUUGGACAAGAAUAGAUCUUUGCCUCACCGAAGUAAUGGGGGUGGAAUAUCUAAGAGACCAAUUAGCUCAAGCCGAAGCACAUUGGCUCUAGCUGUUGCUAUGAGCAGCUCUGAGAGUACAAGUAGCAAUAGUGAGGAUUCCACGUCUAGCUCAAAUUCCAAGUCUCCACAUCUUCCUCCUCUCCAUCCGCGACCCAGGACUUCUCACAAUAAUCUAGCUUCAUUGACAUCUCUGCAGCGGAAAUGUCCUCCCUGGCGGUCAUUCUCGGUUGCUGAUUUAGAGCAUUGUGCCAGUAAUUCCACUACAACCUUUGACAAAACCGAUCACUAACUUGUUUUUCAUGUACUUGUCACCAACCCUAUGUAGCCUUCAUUGGCUUGUGGUCACAGGGUUGGGAUUUUUUGUGUCUUUCUCACCCACCCUUUAUUUAACGUUUUCAAUGGAGUUUGAAUUCAUGUUACAUCUUGUAUGCUACUUGUUUUUAACUAUAAUGAAAGGUCACUAGAGGAAUACAGUUUCA